GUACCUUAUCCCCACCAGACACUUAAUCAUUCAAGUUAGAAGCAAUCGAAGAAAAACCAUGCUGGUGCUAAUCCCUCUUUCUAUCUUUUUAGUUCAGGCUUCGGCUCAAGCGCCAACCCCGAUACCCGGUGGUAAAAGCGGUUCUGGUACCACCACCAGAUAUUGGGACUGUUGCAAACCGUCCUGCGCGUGGGUCGAGAAUCUUCCAUCUGGUUAUACCAAGGCUGUAGAUACGUGCUCUGCUGAUGGCGUUACUGUUGUGAAUGCGUCUGUUCAAUCCAGCUGUGGUGGAGGUGGGGCUUAUAUGUGCAACGAUCAACAACCAUUUGCCGUCAGCAGUACUUUAGCUUAUGGAUUCGCAGCUGCUUCGUUCACUGGUGGAGCCGACGUCAAUCUAUGCUGCGCUUGUUUCCUGCUCACUUUCCAGGACCAAAUUCAAGGAAAACAAAUGGUAUUGCAAGUUACCAACACUGGUGGCGACUUGGGUCAGAACCAGUUCGACAUCGCACUUCCCGGUGGUGGAGUAGGAAUUUUCACCCAAGGCUGCCAGAGUCAGUGGAAUACUCCAUGGAACGGUUGGGGAAAUCAAUAUGGCGGAGUGAGCUCAAAAUCCGAAUGCUCUCAAUUACCGGAGCAGCUGCAAGCUGGUUGCGAGUUCAGAUUUGACUUUUUCCAAAACGCAGAUAAUCCCCAAGUGCAGUUCCAGCAAGUCGAAUGUCCUUCUGAAAUUUUGAGCCGUUCAAACUGUAGCCCAUAAUUUUAUUUUAAAUACAAGCGUAUAUUUUUUUAUUUGUUUUUUUAUUCAUAUUUUCAUUAUAUAACGAACAA
This is a messenger RNA of Cylas formicarius (sweet potato weevil), 828 nucleotides long. RefSeq names its product endoglucanase-like. The coding region runs from base 59 to 757 and encodes 232 amino acids. Lineage: Eukaryota; Metazoa; Arthropoda; Insecta; Coleoptera; Brentidae. The record is from RefSeq and is a predicted model, not a curated record. The transcript is spliced from 3 exons. Gene Ontology annotation, biological process: carbohydrate metabolic process. Gene Ontology annotation, molecular function: cellulase activity.